Notolabrus celidotus (New Zealand spotty) is the source of this 1250-nucleotide messenger RNA. RefSeq names its product proline-rich receptor-like protein kinase PERK14. The record is from RefSeq and is a predicted model, not a curated record. The transcript is spliced from 4 exons. Lineage: Eukaryota; Metazoa; Chordata; Actinopteri; Labriformes; Labridae. The coding region runs from base 103 to 726 and encodes 207 amino acids.
GUUUUUCAAACAUGUGUGGAAAGAGGGAGUGACUUUUAUUUUGCUGUCAACACACAAAAGACGGGAUAAUUAACACCCAUCAAAGAGGACCCUGGAUUGGUGAUGUCAGGUGAACGGCUGCCUCUUAUUGGUUCAUCUGGGAAUAAAACAACAGCCAAGCCCCAUCUCUCCUCCCCAGCCCUCCAACGCCCCCGUCAGGCAAACAGCCGAAAGCGCAGCCAGCAGCAGCAGACGUCUUCAUCUUCCUCUUACCCUCACACCGGGCCUGCUUCCAUCCUCCUCUCAGACACCACCAUGACACCUUGGGGAGGCCUGGCUCUCUCAGAAUCCUCGUUUACAUCAAUCCCCCUGCCUCCACCUCCCCGGUCCGUCCCACCUCCACCCCCUCCUGCUCCUCAGCCCACACCCUCCACACCGUAUCAAGAACGAGAGAACGAAGAUGUUUCCAGCUCCAGUUUUAACUCUGAGGCUCCUUCUCCUCCUGUUGUGAUCCCUCAGGACCACGCAGGUGGAGUAGGUAGAGGGUUCAGACCAAGACGAAGAGUGUUGCCACAGUGUCGUGUGCCUCGCCCUCCUCGUCUCCCUCCUCUACGUCCCGUCACUAACCUCAGCUUCUCUCGGAGCUUCACCUUCUCUUUCUUCGAGCUGCCGCUGCAUCAGUCACCUCGCCAUCGAGCAGAGCGCGUCAGAAACCUCAUGGUGCUGCUGAGGCAGAUGCACUACUGAAGAAUUAGUUAUUCAGGAGCAAGCUGUCCAUGCAUUUUGCCUCUACUGGACAUGACAGCUGAAGAGCCACAGUACACGUGGGAGGAAAGAGAGCAAGGCUGACACGCACCAGAGGACUACACCUCUGGAGACUGAGGGUCAAGCAAUGAGGACUGCUGCCUCUGCAUAGGGUCCUUGCUCUACUGACUUCAGUGAGCAGGUUCCCUUUGAAUCAUCCUCUUGAUGGGAAUAAAGAUUCUGCUCUUUCUAGACUUUAUACCAUACUCUUGUUUUAUUAGUGCUUUAUUUGUAGCUCCAAAAAGGUCUAACUCAUCCCAGUUUCUGUGUUUACUGUUAAUAAACGAAGCUGAAAGGGUAUCCUCACAUAUUUUAAUACAGCACAUUAGGUUAAGACUUUUGAACAUUGUUUUUACUUAUAGAGAACAUCUCUCCUAACUAUAUAUGAGGUUUCUGACCCUGUAAACUGGAGACCUUCAGCUGAACGUGUCAGUGUUUGUGGAGUUUACACAGCUGUUGAAACACAG